Messenger RNA from Drosophila ficusphila, 1602 nucleotides. RefSeq lists its product as uncharacterized. Gene Ontology annotation, molecular function: nucleic acid binding. Gene Ontology annotation, biological process: DNA integration. The transcript is spliced from 2 exons. The coding region runs from base 491 to 1270 and encodes 259 amino acids. The record is from RefSeq and is a predicted model, not a curated record. NCBI's taxonomy places the organism in Eukaryota, Metazoa, Arthropoda, Insecta, Diptera, Drosophilidae.
GCAUAGCCGAUCUAGCUGAUAAGCUUUUCUGUUCGUGGCUAUGCGAAAUGAUAUGCUGCUCUCGGGAGAUUAUAAACCGAUCGAACCUCGAAGCAGCUGGCAGCAGCAAUAAACGUAUUGGAACCAAAUUCGUUCUCGUCUUGUUUUUCGCCUUCUUAAAAAUUCCCCAGCAGCUAGUCGCCAGUCUCAUUUGUUUAAUUAUUUAAACGUAAUUUUUUCCGGGAAAACUCUCCCGGAUUCACAUUGGCGCCCGAGCAGGGACAACGGCUAGUUUUGCAUUAAUUUUCGCGUCGGAAAAAUUAAACAAAAAACAGUGCACUCUCGUCGUCUCGGCACUUGUUUAGUUUUUUGUAAAUUGUUGGCGGAAAUUCUAGCUGGUGGAAUUCGGUUUAAUUGUUGGCGAUCGCAGUUUGGACUUGAAAGGAAAGUGCUUGGAAAAUUAUGCCUAACAACAACCAGGUUCGUCGGGAGGAGAGGGCUGCCUCAGAAGAUGUACAGCGACAACGCCACGAACUUCGUGGGAGCGAGCAACGUGCUCAAGGAUCUGAGCGCAGCGUUCCACCGCAGUCAGGAACAGUUGAGAGGAUACGCGGCUCAGAGAGGCGUCGAGUGGUGUUUCAUACCGCCGAGGUCACCACACUUCGGAGGACUGUGGGAGGCAGCAGUCAAGGCCGCCAAACACCGGCUGCUGCGAGGAGUCGGCAACGCCAAGCUGACAGCGGACGAGCUCAGCACCCAUCUGGUCGAGGUAGAGGCGCUGCUCAAUUCUCGACCAAUCGCGUCGCCAGGCAACGAUCCCAACGAUGGAGAGGCCCUGACUCCAGGACAUCUGCUUAUCGGACAGCCUCUGAUCACGCUGCCGCAAGAGUCCGGCACAGACGGAAUCUCCAGCAAGGCCAGUUGCGGAUAUUUGAGGCGGUGGCGAAUGCUGUCCGAUCUCAAGCAGCAGUUUUGGGCCAGCUGGUCCAGGGACUACAUCGCCAGCCUGCAGCAUCGCAACAAGUGGUGCGUCGAGGGCCGCGAUCUGGAGGUCGGGUGCCUGGUGCUCGUGCACGAGGACAACAUGCCCCCGCAAAGAUGGCUCACAGGCCGCGUGGUGGCAACAACAGGCGGUGAGGACGGAAGAGUGCGUGUGGCGGAGGUACGGACGUCAGGAGGCGUCAUCAAGCGCGCCAUCCACAAGCUGGCAUUGCUGCCAGUAAGCAACGCUCCUAACGAGGAGGUUAAAGCGCCGGAGGCCUUCAACGGGGCCGGAAUGUUGGAGCAGUAGAUUUAGUUUUAUUGUUAGUUUUAAGGAUAGUUGAAAGAAAGAAUGAAUUGAAUAUAUGCAGCCAGAAUGUAAACAAAUCACCUUAAACCAAUGUACAAAAGCUUAUCAGUUGCACUCAAGCUUGAGCAUAGCCGAUCUAGCUGAUAAGCUUUUCUGUUCGUGGCUAUGCGAAAUGAUAUGCUGCUCUCGGGAGAUUAUAAACCGAUCGAACCUCGAAGCAGCUGGCAGCAGCAAUAAACGUAUUGGAACCAAAUUCGUUCUCGUCUUGUUUUUCGCCUUCUUAAAAAUUCCCCAGCAGCUAGUCGCCAGUCUCAUUUGUUUAAUUAUUUAAA